Daldinia caldariorum is the source of this 1569-nucleotide messenger RNA. Its product is annotated as ornithine carbamoyltransferase precursor-like protein. Gene Ontology annotation, molecular function: ornithine carbamoyltransferase activity; amino acid binding. NCBI's taxonomy places the organism in Eukaryota, Fungi, Ascomycota, Sordariomycetes, Xylariales, Hypoxylaceae. Gene Ontology annotation, cellular component: mitochondrion. Gene Ontology annotation, biological process: L-citrulline biosynthetic process. Bases 258 to 1298 code for a protein of 346 amino acids. The transcript has 3 exons. The record is from RefSeq and is a predicted model, not a curated record.
CCUGAACCGGCCUACUAUUGACUGUUAAAUCUACUACCUCAAACCUAUUACUAUGUAAUUUAUGUCAUCGCCUAAUGUACAAUACCUAGAUAGCACUAGAAUCUCCACAAAGUGCAUUGGUGUCACGACGAAGGCCGGGUUCAAUUGUGACUCUUUUAAUUGUGACCCCCCAUAUAAAAGGUUAAUAGUCAACAGGAUAUUCGAACAUACCUAUAUAUCUCUACUUGAACUCCGAAGCACAUCAAGUCACCGCAAAAAUGCUACAAUCAUCAAUGCUUCCGUUAAAACUGGUAAGGAGAUCCUCCACACUAGUUCGGCAUCUUAUGUCAAUCAGCGAUUUAUCGUCUACCGAACUGUCAACGCUGGUGCGGAAUGCGGCAAAUCACAAAAAGGCCGCGAGAAAUAAAAUUAUUCCCCAUGACCUGACUCUAAGCUUAAGGGGGCAAACGGUGGCUAUGAUGUUCAGCAAGCUGAGCACUCGCACGCGAGUUUCAACAGAAGCUGCCGUAACUAUGCUAGGAGGUCAUCCUAUGUUCCUCGGGAAAAAUGAUAUCCAAUUAGGAGUAAACGAGUCACUGAAGGAUACGUCUAAGGUUAUUUCAUCUAUGACAUCCGCCAUCGUAGCUCGUGUUGGGCCUCACAGUGAUAUCACAGACUUGGCCAAGUAUUCGAGCGUUCCGGUUAUUAAUGCGCUAUCUAAUGAUUUCCACCCCCUGCAAAUCAUUGCUGACUUCCUUACCAUCCAUGAGUCACUGACAAAGGUUGGGGAUAAUCUCCUCGUACCAAAGGGAUUGAAAGUUGCCUGGGUUGGAGACGCAAACAACGUAUUAUUCGACUUCGCUAUCGCCUGCGUGAAGCUGGGCGUUGAAAUCUCAGUUGCGACACCUCCUGGUUACGGCAUUCCACAAGACAAGGUAGAUCUGAUCACGAGUCAAGCCAACACCACGUCGAUACCCGGCGUUCUAAACCAGACCCAUGUUCCGGAGGAGGCCGUGAAGGAUGCCGAUAUCAUAGUAACCGAUACUUGGGUUUCCAUGGGCCAAGAAGAAGAGACCCAGAAGCGACUGAAAGAUUUUGCCGGCUUCCAGGUCAGCACCGAACUAGCUAAGAGGGGCGGAGCCAAGCCGGACUGGAAAUUCAUGCAUUGCUUACCCCGUCAUUCCGAGGAGGUCACCGAUGAGGUUUUCUACUCUCCCCGGUCCCUUGUCUUCCCCGAAGCAGAGAAUAGGCUUUGGGCAGCUAUCUCGGCAAUUGAAGCCUUCGUCGUGAACAAAGGGAAAAUAUCCUCAUCAACUUAGAAUAAGUUCGGAAAUGAUCGUCAACUAGUACGGGGCGAGAAAGCUAAUAAGGGUAAAUCCACUGGCGUUGUUUUACGGGAGCUUGAUCUGUCAGCUCUGGAGUAAAUGGCAUGGUGUUUAAAAUGCUUUCUAGCUUGAUAGAUUUAUCACUUACGAAUGGCAGGGUCAAAAAAAGGGGGGAUUACAAUGAGAAGGCUUCAUUCAGCCUUUGCAUAGUAUGAUUUAUGUAGCUCACGCCUAGUGACUUAUGUUUACAAUGUAAUAAUGACAA